Messenger RNA from Dermacentor andersoni, 4406 nucleotides. RefSeq names its product Huntingtin interacting protein 1 (gene Hip1). Gene Ontology annotation, cellular component: clathrin-coated vesicle; cortical actin cytoskeleton. NCBI's taxonomy places the organism in Eukaryota, Metazoa, Arthropoda, Arachnida, Ixodida, Ixodidae. Gene Ontology annotation, biological process: clathrin coat assembly; actin filament organization; endocytosis. The record is from RefSeq and is a predicted model, not a curated record. Gene Ontology annotation, molecular function: clathrin light chain binding; actin filament binding; phosphatidylinositol-3,4-bisphosphate binding.
GCUGCUGUGGUGCGAUCCGUGUUGAGACCGUCCCUCUCCGGGGGACUGACAAAAAAGACAGAACGACACCGCGACUGCCUGCGGCUCGAAGAUAAAGUGCACACAGACGGCCGGGGCUCCCGAAACGAGCCCAGUUUCCACUCCACCAUGUCUACGCUACCGCUGCCCAAGGCGCUGACGCAGCGCAGGACCAACAGUUUGGAUCAGGAGAAAGAGAACUUCGAGAAGUCCCAAGCUGUCAGCAUCAGCAAAGCUGUGAACUCCCAGGAAUGCCCAGUGAAAGAGAAGCACGUCAGGAGCCUGAUAAUUGGCACAUUCCACGAGAAAGGUGCCCACACCUUCUGGAGCCUGGUGAUGAAGCUCCCACUGCAGGAGAACCCCAUCGUCUGCUGGAAGUGCUGCCACGUGGUGCACAAGCUGCUCCGCGAGGGAUACCACCGGGCAAUUCCCGACUCCCUCCGCUAUCGCCAGACAUUCCUGGAGUACGGCAAACUUUGGGGCCUACUCAAAGAAGGCUAUGGAAAGCUGAUCCAGUGCUACUGUCGCCUCAUCGUAGCAAAGCUCAAUUUUCACUACAGGAAUCCAAAGUUUCCAGGUAACUUAACAGUAACAGAUGAAGCCUUGGAUGACAUAGGCGAAGGAGAUGUCAACGUUUUCUUCCAACUGACGUGUGAGAUGUUUGACUACAUGGACGAGAUCCUGGCCCUUCAGCAGGCAGUGUUUGGUUCGCUGGACAUGGCGCGCUCCAACUCCAUGACCAACUCGGGUCAGUGCCGCCUGGCGCCCCUGAUCCCCUGCAUCCAGGACUCGAGCCAGCUGUACGACUACACCGUCAAGGUCCUCUUCAAGCUGCACGCCGCCCUGCCAGGCGAUACCCUCCUCGGCCACAGAGAGCGCUUCCUCAAGCAGUUCAAACUGUUGCAGCAGUUCUACCUGAAUUCAGUGAACCUGCAGUACUUCAAGCACCUCAUCCAGGUUCCCCUCCUACCGGAGAACCCACCCAACUUCCUGAUAGCAUCAGACCUGAGCUCUCACGUGAGCCCUGUGGUGGUGUUGCCACCCCAGAAUGAGACGCCCGAGAAUGAACCGGUGGAUGCCACCCUUGUGGACACGUCUGUGCCACCGCCCCCGGACAAGCUGCAGCAGAUGUUUGGUGCUGCAGGAGACAGGGCUGACCUGAACAACUCCACAAGCGAUGAGGCCGAGAAGGAUCGGCUGAUAGCGCGGCUACUCCGUGAGAACUCUGAGCUGCGGAUGGAGCUGCAGCGGGUCCAGCUGGAGGACCAGCGGUACAUAGACGAUCUCAAGCGACACGUGGUGGCCCUCGAGGCCCAGGUGGCCGAGCACGAGCGCACCAUCCGGCAACUGAACAAGGAGACGGAGGCAUUGCAGACAACAGCCUCGUCAGGUAGUGAAGCAUCCAAGAAAGCCGAGGAGGCUGAGAAGAAGGCCAAGAGCAAUGAGGAGAAGUUCCACAAAAUGAAGGAAGUCUACAACAAGCUUCGGGAGGAGCACAUUGUCCUGCUGAGGGCGAAAGCUGACAUCGAGAAGCAGCUUUCAUCAGCAAAGGUGGCUGCAGAGGGUGCCGAGAAAGUACGUCAGGAUCUAGGUGAGCAGCUGAGGCAGGCUCGUGAGGAGAAGAGGACAGUCGAGGCACAACUCGGUGGUUUGGCCGCCCAAGGGGCAGAGGCAGAGACCCUGACAAAGGACAACCACACCCUGCGGGAAAAUGUUCAGGAGUGUGUACUGAUCACGAGCCUGGAAGAGCGGGUGAAAGAGCUUCAGGCAGAGAUGGCGCGUGACCGGCAGGAGCAGGAGACGGCCAUGGCGGCGCUAGGAGAGAGCCACGCCCAGGCGCAGCAGAGGCUGCAGCAGCAGGCUCUUGCGGCCAUACUGCGCAUGCUUGCGGGAGUGGUACAGGAAGGGGAGGCUAUCGUGGGUGCCUCGCUUGAGGACAUGGACCGGCCCGGCCGUCAGGGCUACAUGGGCACACCCGAGACCCUGCUGCAGCAGACGCUCGUGGUGUCGCAGGCGUUGGACAAGCUCAAAGCUGGCUUUGAGAAGUUUGAAGGAAACAAGGAAGAUGCCGACGAGCUGAUCUGCUCAGUGUGUCCUCUGGCCCACGUGGUGUCACAGCUGAUGGCAGCCGGCAAGGGCGUGUCGCAAGUGUCGCCCAACAUUGAGCUCGGAGAUGAGCUCGCCUCAGCUUGUCGUCUCCUGGGAACGGAGUCCCUGGCACUUCUCAAGUCUCUAAAGACAGAAGGCAGCGAAGGAGCUCGUGGUGAGGAGGUGCGUGCACGGUCGGAUGCUGUGCACGCGUCUCUAGAGGCGGUGGCGCGCGCGAGCGGCGCCCUGUCCACCUCCCUGGGCGAGGCGGACACCCAGAAGCUGGGAGACCUUCUGGAAGACGAGCUGGCACAGAUGGACCGUGCCAUUGACGAGGCCGCCGAGCGCAUCCAGGACAUGCUGAACAAGUCACGGGAGGGUGACUCUGGCAUCAAGCUGGAGGUGAACAGCAAGAUCCUCGACGCUUGCACAGGACUCAUGCAGGCCAUACGAGAGCUGGUCAAGAGCUCCAAGCACCUCCAGGAAGAGAUAGUGGCCAAAGAGAAGGGCUCUGCAUCAAAGAAGGAGUUCUACAGUCGGAACCACCGCUGGGCCGAGGGUCUCAUCUCGGCUGCCAAGGUGGUUGGCCUUGGAGCCAAGUUCCUCGUGGACGCGGCAGACCGUGUCGUGUCCAGCGGCGGCGGGAAGUUCGAGGAACUGGUGGUGGCCAGCCAGGAGAUCGCGGGUGCAACUGCGCAGCUGGUGGUUGCCUCGCGUGUGAAGGCUGACCGCGGCUCGACUCGGCUAUCAGCGCUGGGAUUGGCCUCCAAGGGUGUCUCCCAGGCGACGGGGAAUGUGGUGGCCACUGCCAAGGCCUGUGCUCACCUUGUUGAAGACUCAGAAGUGCUUGAUUUCUCCAGGAUCACACUACACCAGGCCAAGAGACUAGAAAUGGAAUCACAGGUCCGUGUCCUGGAACUAGAGAGCAGCCUGGAGCGGGAACGGCUGCAGCUGGCGGCACUCCGCAAGCGCCACUACCACCUGGCUGGUGCCAGCGAGGGAUGGGACGAUGCGCCUGAGAAAUCUAGUUUAGCACAAGGGGAAAAAAAAAAAGAAGACUCUAGCUGCUUGGCUGCCAGCCAGGUCUGUCCUGUUGUCAACCUUGUAAGUUUUCACUUGUUUACAACUGUUUAUAGAUGUCUCUUAUCAUUCCCUCUUCUCUUUUUUCUUUCUUGCUCUCCGGUCUGUUUACCGCAGCUGUUGCCUUAGUUGUGUAUUCAUUGCCAUUAGCUUUUUCAUGUUCUGUGCUGAGAAAAGCACAAAUUUAAACCGAGCACCAGAAGCUUUGUGUCAUAAAGUGGAUCAGAAUGUCUACUGCAGGGAGUGAUAAAACUUGUAAGCUCUAAUGAGAAUCAGGAAUAUGACCAGUUCUGUUCGCUUUUGAAGGGUCCCGCACUCUUGUAGUGUGCUUUGGUGUUCCUCGUUACUCUUUGCUUCAACGAUAGCUUGUCACUUUGCUCGUGCGCCGAUGCCCUUGCAACCAUUUAAGAGUUAUCUUGUGUUACUGCUGUUCCUUUGUCCUGUGUAUAGAAUAUUCUAUUUUCUGUUCGCAGGCACUGCCAUGUAGGAAAUGUUGGUCUGUCAAUGCAACCACUAUUAUCACACAGUUGUGCAUGGUGGCGCUAGUUUAACACGAACUGCGAAACACCGAACGGUUGUCUACAUGCCUAUAUCUUGCCGGUUGCAGUCUGACCAGUGGUGUAGUAGUCUCACCGCUCCUGUAGUAGCAUCUUGCCAUAGUAGCAUCUUGGCAGCGCGUGUUUGUUUCCCUGUAAGUGUUUUUUUAUAACGUGCGUGUCUAAGAAGCAGAUUAUAUUUCAGUAAUAUAUGAGGCUGCACUUUUUGGUAAGUUUUUGUUUGUGGGACCAUUUUUUAAAUUGAAUGUUAUCCCUCUGUACCAUGUUGUGCGUCAUGGAGCCUUCUUGUCGUGCAUUUCAUUUGCAUUUUGUCUUGCCGUUCUGCAUUUUUUGCAGCUGUCUGACUUUUUUUUUUUCUUGGAACAAAAGGUGCGAACCUGUACGUGAACAUCUGUCGAUCACAUUUAUAAAUGUAUUGAGCAGAGAUUUUACAUGAUGUUCAUUCCCACGUGCAGCGAUGAAGUUCACGACGGUAAUUAUGGUGAUGUGCACCAAAAUGUAGAUGUCUUCUUUUUUGUUACUUUUUGUAUAUUUAUAGAAUGAAGAGAGAGAAAAAAAGCGUGUAAACACAAUGCCAUGCGUGGUGUCUGUGUGUACUUCUCGCAGGCCUUUUUGUAUUGAGUAAUGAAUACAUACAUGUUAAUUAAAAUGAUUACAUGUUAC